AUGCGGCGCGGUAUUUCGUACGGACCCGAGGUCGGUCCCUACGAGAAGAAGAACUCGAAGACUAUAUUGGACCGCGGCCUUAUAUUCACUUGCUACCAGUCCAGUCUUUCUAACGGAUUCCAAUUUAUCAAACACCGCUGGAUCAACCCUGACACGUUUCCGGCUGACAAGACUGAUUUCACCGGCGGUAUGAAUCCGGGACAGGAUGCCAUUGUUGGCCAGUCGGUCAAGGGUGCCUUUGAAGAAGAUGACAAGAUACUGUACACGAGCAUCUACGAUGGUAAUAAACAGCACAAUAAGGUCACCUUUGAGCCUUUCGUUCGGGCCAAUGGCGGUGAUUACUUGAUCACUCCAUCUCUCAAGCUUUUUGGUGACUUUUCCGUGGCUCCAGCUGUUUAG
Penicillium soppii is the source of this 399-nucleotide messenger RNA. RefSeq lists its product as uncharacterized. The record is from RefSeq and is a predicted model, not a curated record. Lineage: Eukaryota; Fungi; Ascomycota; Eurotiomycetes; Eurotiales; Aspergillaceae. Gene Ontology annotation, molecular function: peroxidase activity; heme binding. Bases 1 to 399 code for a protein of 132 amino acids. The transcript is spliced from 2 exons.